AUGAAGACUGCGCCACGGGACCUUGAGGAGCAGCUACACUGUAAGCAGCACAACAACCACGACUCGACGGACACCUCCCCGGUGGAGGAGGAGGGACCCUACACAACGACCACUACCCCAACAGAGACGAGGAAGGCUUCGCUGAGCCUGGACGAGCUCAGGAAGCCGCUGAAGACGAUAGAGAAGCGGAUGAAGAAGAAGGGCACCCAGAAGACGAGCGCCGCGAUGGAGAUGAUGAGACGUGAGAGACGGCCAUCCAUCGACUGGGCCUUCUGGUGGUCCGCCGCUGCCCGGUCCGCUUGCAUGCCACCGGCGGUCAAGAAUGAAGGAGAAGAGGGCGCCUUCAACACUCCGGACCGAAGAGUUGAGCCCAGCGGCGCGGUGCAAUGGACGGCGAAGCAGCUCGACCACAUCAUCAACAACUCUCCCUUCUUUGUUCCCGAGUACCCUGCCCAGCGCCUACGAUGA
This is a messenger RNA of Acanthamoeba castellanii str. Neff, 468 nucleotides long. RefSeq lists its product as uncharacterized. The coding region runs from base 1 to 468 and encodes 155 amino acids. The record is from RefSeq and is a predicted model, not a curated record. The transcript has a single exon. NCBI's taxonomy places the organism in Eukaryota, Discosea, Longamoebia, Acanthamoebidae.